This is a messenger RNA of Cylicostephanus goldi, 579 nucleotides long. NCBI's taxonomy places the organism in Eukaryota, Metazoa, Nematoda, Chromadorea, Rhabditida, Strongylidae. The record is from the annotation of a GenBank genome assembly.
AUGGUCAGCGUGCUGAGUAACCCCCAAGACCGCGACUCCAUUCACCUCACCUCCCCCUCCCUCUCGACUCUUACUGAUACCAUCAGUACGGAUACGAUAUUUGCUCUGUCCUUUAUAACUGCGUUGAUCAGCUGUGUGUUCCACGAUUAUGGCAUCAACGCUCCAAUUGUCUCCUACCAAUUAUCAGUGAGUAGCGGCUUGAGUUCAGCAGUUUUUCUGCUCUCCCGUCUAAAUUCCAAUGAUGUGGCCUUCGUUAUGCUCUCAAUGGCAUUUGCACUACAUGCCUUUACUCCAUUUAUCAGGACACCGAUUACCAACUUUUUCAUAGUGUUGAAAACGCCUAAUUUCAGGAAUGCGCUCUUUGCUCAAUACACCGUCAUCUCAUCAAUUCUGACUGUGUCCUUAUCAAUAUGUUCCACAUAUUUUCUCUGGACUCUGUAUGUAGAGCUUGCCGUGAUCUGGGCGCUUUUCCAAAUUUUUCUUCUCUUUAUUUGUCCAUUCAUACUAAUUAUCAAACAAAAAAGUAAGCAAACACUGCAUGGACCCUGGGAUGAGGCGAUACUGCGCAAACAGAACUGA